CCCCUCCACCCCAAAAUUUCCCUCCAGAGCGACGUCCCGCGCUGCCAGAGGUGCUGCCCUUUUGACAAGACCCCAUCAUCUCCGGCAUUCCAUUGGCCCAUCCUGCCGUCUUGGUCAGCACGACAGGCACCCAACAGCAUCCAACCCACCAAAAACAGCCCGGUGGUUUCCCAGGCUACCUCACCACCUCAGGCACUCACUGACAAGCCGCAAGCACUGAGGCCGUCGUUUUUAUUUUAUCUGGCCUGAUCAACGCGACAAAUUCGCAGCUUUCAUCACCACCUUCGUGCAACCACCACCAAAUCGGUAAUCGCGCAACUUCCAUCGUCCAUUCGGCCGCGUCCUUUUUUUUUCCCCUGUUAUACCUUUGGACGACGAUAUCCCACGCUUCGACCUCGACGUCGCCUUUCUCGAUCCCACGUGCCGUUACAGCACUCACAGCGCAGAAGUCUCCGACACGACGCGACGCGAGCGGUAUCAUUUGCAUCCCGUUGAUCACGAUUUGCAUGCAUGGUAGUCGCAUCUUUUUAAUCAAGACUCGGCUUGAUCCGCAGUGGACAGGAUCGCGAUUUGCAUCCGGCCCCAUCGCCGUUACCCGCUCGUCCAACUUCGAAGCUCAAUUUGAUGAUGAAACUCACAUCAAAUUCAUCAUAAGAUAAAAUGGCGUCGAGACUUGACAGAUUGGUCACGAUUCUCGAAACGGGCAGUACCCGUCUCAUUCGUGACACCGCAGUCAACCAACUUGCCGACUGGCAAAAACAGCAUCCCGACGAACUCUUCAACCUUCUUUCCAGAGUCGUCCCUUAUCUUCGGCACAAAGACUGGGAGACACGUUCUACGUCGGCCAAAGCGAUAGGGAAAAUCAUCGAGAAUGCGCCGUUAUACGACCCGAAUGAGGACGAGGACGUUGCGCCAGUCAAGAAGGACGAGCCAGAGGAGAACGGCCACGUGAAGAAGGAAGAAGAAAAGGAGGCGACGUCCUUCUCUUCAGACGAGCUUCUCAAGCUGGAGACGCUGAAUGUAGAGCACAUUGUCAAGUAUGGCCGGCAGCUUCUGAGGGGCGGCAAUAUCGAGUAUGCUUUGGCCUCAUUAGACCCUCCUGCACGCCUUGCCCACCAGAAGAAGACACUCAAUGGACGACUCGGUCUUCUCGGCAGGGUGUUUGAGGACGCCGAGAUGCCCGUCCUCGUCGAGAAGGAUCCCAGCCCGCACACUCCCCAGGACUCGACAAAUGGUCACAACGGAAGCAAAGAGAGCGCCACUCCUCAUGGCCAAAACCAGCCAGCAGAGGAGACGGGCUUGAGCUCAAGACAACUGAAUGUUCUCAAGCGGAAACGGAAGAGAGAGUUGCAAAAGGCGGCGCAGGGAAAGGGUGGAUUCGGAGAUCUUACCGUGAGAAGAACCACAACGGCAGGCUCCGAAGGAUUUGACGAGACGCCGAUGCCGGAUGCAGACUCGAAGCAGAAGAACGGAAAAGUGAACGACUACUUCAACCUGGAUAGGCCGACAGAUGUCGACGAAGAGUCCAAGGUUGUCAGCGAAUUCAAGGGACAGGUGAUACCGAUCAAAUCCGAAAUCGAGGUGGACGAAACCAUGGAGGGCGCCGAAUGGCCGUACGACCGACUCUGCGAUUUCCUCAAGGUCGACCUCUUCGACCCCUCCUGGGAGACUCGGCAUGGAGCUGCGAUGGGCAUUCGCGAGGUUAUCCGUGUCCACGGAGGUGGGGCUGGAAGAAUACGCUCCAAGACCAGGGCGGAAAACGAUCGGUUGAAUCAAGCCUGGCUAGACGACCUGGCCUGCCGACUCUGCUGCGUCCUGAUGCUGGACCGAUUUACCGAUUACAGUUCUGACACGUCCGUCGCCCCGAUUCGUGAAACUAUCGGCCAAUCUCUCGGUUCGGUGCUGCGACACAUCCCUGCCGAAUCCGUCCACGGCAUUUACAGGAUUCUUUAUGGCAUGGUUAUGCAGGAUGAUCUGCACCUCGAGAUGCUUCAGUGGUCGGUCUGUCACGGCGGCAUGGUCGGUCUCAGAUAUGUCGUUGCCGUACGGAAGGACCUGCUCCUUGAGGACAACGAGAUGAUCGACGGGGUUAUUCGCCUAGUCAUGAAGGGGCUGGAAGAACACGACGACGACGUCAGGUCAGUGAGUGCCGCGACACUGCUGCCCAUGGCGAAGGAGUUCGUUACCUUGCGACCCGGAUCCAUCGAUGGCCUUAUCAAUAUCAUGUGGGGAAGUCUUGCCGAUCUGGGAGAUGACCUGAGCGCCAGUACCGGCAAGAUCAUGGACCUCCUUGCAACGCUCUGCAGCUAUCCCGAGGUUCUUCAGGCCAUGGAAACCUCCGCUGCGCAAGACGAAGAGCGCUCUUUCACCUUGCUGGUACCGCGUCUUUAUCCCUUCCUUCGACACACCAUUACCUCUGUUCGCCUAGCCGUCCUGAAGGCUCUCAUGACUUUUGCCAACCUGGGCGCCGAGAACUCGCGAGGAUGGCUCAAUGGAAGGAUUCUGCGCCUCAUUUUCCAGAACAUCCUUGUCGAGCGAGAUAGGGAAACGCUGGCCAUGUCCCUGGACGUCUGGGCGGCCUUGGUUCGCUCCCUUUCCAAGACUCCCGAGGUCUUGGCGGACGAGUUCGCCGCUCAUGUCGAGCCUUUGAUGGUACUUACACUGCACCCAAUCGGUGUGUCACGGCAUCCCUUGCCCAUGCCUGCCCAUCUUUUCCAGAAGCCCUCAGGCGGUACAUACGCGCCAGCCACCGCGACGCCCGCACGAAAGGCGUCUUCCCCCGAGGGUCCCGAAAGAGCGACUAAGCGCCGACGUAAAUCUGCAAAGACGGAUGACGCCCCUGUUACCUCGCAUACCCACGACGUUGAUGGUCACAUGAUUCAAGGAGACGUUGACCUGGUCGGCAUGGAUACUCUGAUCCGAUCGCGCGUUUCAGCAGCCAAGGCAAUGGGCUUGCUCAUGUCCUUCAUCCCGUCCUCGAACCUCUCCGAGUAUGAUCAGCUUCUCUUCGCUGGUCUCUCGGACAGGGCGUCCUCGACGCAGCUCACAGCCUGCAUGGUUAUUGACGAGUAUGCCAAGAAUGGACCGGCAACGGAGGGUGCGCAAAGAUUCGCGGCGCCUCUGCAAAAGAUCAUCGAAACGGAACGUCCUGGUCAUUACAGCGACCUGGUGAGCUACAUGCACAGGGUGCGGUCGCAAUGCCAGCAGCUCCUGAACAUGUUCCGCGACCACGGCAAGGUAUCGAGCGGACGGCUUCCGACUCUUGCCGUCCUUGUCCAGGGCGACGAGCAGGCAGGCCCCGGCGCCUUCUCUAUCGCCGUCGCGGACAAGGUCGUUGGCGAAGAUUUCGACAAGCUGAAGAAGGUCAUGUCGCCAGGACAGCGUUUGGUUGCUAGCCAAAUGCUUGGCGAAGCCAGAGAGGUGACUGUCUCGGCCAUCUCCGACGCCAAGGCGGCCAAGGACUCUCGAGAUGUGCGCAUCAAGGCCGGCGCGGCUUGCGCGCUGGUCGCAAUCAAGGCGUUGCCCAAGAAGCCCAGCCCGCUGAUUAAAGGCAUCAUGGACAGCAUCAAGAUGGAGGAGAACCAGGAGCUUCAAAUCCGAGCAUCGGCCACCAUCGCCAGACUUGUCCAGCUGUUCAACGAGAUGGGCCGCCGUGGACCAGCAGACAAGGUCGUUUCCAACCUGAUCAAGUUCUCUUGCGUCGAGGUCGCUGAGACCCCAGAGUUCCCUGUUCACGCAAGCAAGACGGACUGCGUGCUCUCGAUGCAGAAGGAAGAGGAUCGUGUGGACCACGCAGACGCCGCCAAGUGGGCAAAGGAAGCCAAAGCAGCACGAAUCACCCGCCGUGGCGCCAAGGAGGCCUUGGAGAUACUGGCCCAGACAUAUGGCGCAGAUCUCCUCACUGCGGUACCCACGAUCAGAGUCUUUAUGGAGGACCCUCUCGUUAAGGCGUUCUCCGGCCCCCUACCGGCAGAGGCAAAGGACCCUGAGAGCACAUUCGGACAAGAAAUAGUCGACGCCUUGUCCCUCAUCCGGACGCUCAUGCCAACUCUCGACAAGGCCAUACAUCCGUUCAUCAUGGAGAAGGUGCCCUUGAUUAUCAAGGCCUUGCAUUCCGAGUUGUCCGUCUUCCGUUACAUGGCCGCCAAGUGUAUAGCCACCAUUUGCAGCGUCAUCACAGUCGAGGGCAUGACGGCGCUAGUUGAGAACGUGUUGCCGUCCAUUAGCAACCCUGUUGAUCUCAACUUCCGCCAAGGUGCCAUCGAGGCCAUCUACCACUUGAUUGCAGUCAUGGGCGAUUCCAUACUUCCUUACGUCAUCUUCCUCAUCGUUCCCGUUCUGGGCCGCAUGAGCGACUCCGAUAACGAGAUUCGUCUUAUUGCGACAACCUCCUUCGCCACUCUCGUCAAGCUCGUGCCCCUUGAGGCUGGCAUUCCCGACCCCCCAGGUCUGUCUGAGGAGUUGCUCAAGGGCAGAGAUCGCGAAAGAACCUUCAUUUCGCAGCUCUUGGACCCGAAGAAGGUGGAAUCGUUCCAGAUCCCGGUUGCCAUCAAGGCAGAACUUCGCUCAUACCAGCAAGAAGGUGUCAACUGGCUACACUUCCUCAACAAAUAUCACUUGCACGGAAUUCUUUGCGACGACAUGGGUCUUGGCAAGACUUUGCAAACCAUUUGCAUGGUUGCUAGCGACCAUCAUCAGCGUGCGGAAGAGUUCGAAAAGACAGGGGCGCCCGAUGUCCGACGUCUCCCAUCCCUGGUUGUUUGUCCUCCUACGCUGUCCGGCCACUGGCAGCAGGAAAUCAAGACUUACGCUCCCUUCCUCAGCGUGACCGCUUACGUCGGCCCGCCUGCGGAGAGAAAAUCUAUGAAGGACAGCCUGGACAAGACCGAUAUCGUCGUUACCAGCUAUGAUGUCUGCCGAAAUGACGCGGACGUGCUCGCCAAGUACAACUGGAACUAUGUCAUUCUAGACGAGGGGCACUUGAUCAAGAACCCCAAGGCAAAGAUCACGAUUGCUGUCAAGAAACUGGCAAGUAACCACCGGUUAAUCUUGACUGGCACGCCCAUCCAGAAUAACGUUUUGGAACUCUGGUCUCUCUUCGACUUUUUGAUGCCUGGUUUCCUUGGUGCCGAAAAGGUUUUCCUGGAUAGAUUCGCCAAGCCCAUCGCCGCAAGUCGCUUCAGCAAGGCGUCUUCAAAGGAACAAGAAGCUGGCGCUCUGGCUAUUGAAGCACUCCACAAGCAGGUUCUCCCUUUCCUGCUGAGACGUCUCAAGGAGGAGGUGCUCGAUGACCUGCCACCCAAGAUAUUGCAGAACUACUAUUGCGAUUUGAGCGAUCUCCAGAAGAAGCUAUUCGACGACUUCACUCGGAAGCAAGGCAAGAAGCUGCAAGAAGAGGCCGGUCGCGAAGACAAGGACGCCAAAUCACACAUCUUCCAGGCCCUGCAGUAUAUGCGGAAGCUCUGCAAUUCCCCCGCCAUGGUCAUGAAGCCUGGUCACGGCAUGUACGACGAAACGCAACGCAUCCUCAGCAAGCAGGGAACCAGCCUCGAGGAUCCCGUUCACGCGCCCAAGCUGACCGCUCUGAGAGACCUGCUCGUCGACUGCGGCAUUGGCGUGGAAGAGGCCGAGUCAAACGACCCGCUGUACCAGCCGAUCAAGCCGCAUCGCGCUCUUGUCUUCUGUCAAAUGAAGGAGAUGCUGGACAUGGUUCAGAACACGGUUCUGAAGAGCAUGCUGCCAGGCGUCACUUAUCUUCGUCUGGACGGUGGGGUUGAAGCCAACAAGAGACAAGACAUUGUCAACAAGUUCAACAGCGAUCCAUCAUACGAUGUGUUACUCUUGACCACAAGCGUAGGAGGUCUGGGUCUCAACCUGACGGGUGCCGACACGGUCAUCUUCGUCGAACAUGACUGGAACCCCCAGAAGGAUAUGCAGGCCAUGGACCGAGCUCACCGAAUCGGCCAAAAGAAGGUUGUCAACGUAUAUCGCUUGGUUACCAGAGGCACGUUGGAGGAGAAGAUUCUCAGUCUACAGCGCUUCAAGAUCGACGUUGCCUCAACAGUCGUCAAUCAGCAAAACGCCGGCUUGGCCACAAUGGACACAGAUCAGAUUCUAGACCUCUUCAAUCUGGGAGACACAGGACCCAGUCUCAUAUCGGACAAGCCGCAGAACGCAAUGGAGGGAAGAGAGGAAGACAUGGUGGACAUUGAAACGGGCGACGUUGUUACUAGCAAGCAGCCUGGCAAGAAGGCAUGGCUUGACGACUUGGGUGAUCUCUGGGACAACCGCCAGUACGAAGAGAGUUUCGACCUGGAUGGUUUCUUGAAGACGAUGCAGUAAUAAGCCAAUCCGCCAGUUUAACGAACUAGAAGGAGGCUCUUGGGAAGGCAUGCGCACGGAGUUCGGACUGGCAUCUGGUUUAGAUGGGAGAGUCUUGGAUGCUCUCUUGAAAUACGGAGGGGUUUCCCCCCUCCUGUUUAUUUCCGCGUAGCAGUGUACUUAUUACGAACUGUGUGUGUGAAUGUGUAUAACAUGAUCUUAGCUCAAAGGACCAGGAGACAAGAAUUAUGGUGAAGCAAGCAGCUGAGCGUUUAGAGCAUCUAU
Molecule: messenger RNA, 6606 nt
Organism: Colletotrichum destructivum
Lineage: Eukaryota; Fungi; Ascomycota; Sordariomycetes; Glomerellales; Glomerellaceae
Product: Putative TATA-binding protein-associated factor Mot1
Exons: 5
Coding region: 661-6342 (1893 amino acids)
Molecular function (GO): DNA binding; TBP-class protein binding; ATP binding
Source: RefSeq, a predicted model, not a curated record